AGGGCGACGGCAGUGUUUACAAGUGACAGGUGGGAGGGAGACAGCCUGACAGUGACGGUGGGAUCUGAGGUGCCGGUACUGUCUCUCUCAACACUUGCUGGUAUUGUUUGUGGCACUGUUACCAUGUACAGGCUCCUGGUGGCUGUGCUGGUGUCGGCGAUGGCGGGCGUGUGUCUGGCCGAGGUGGAGCAGACGGAUGGGGAGGCAGACAUCCCAGUGGUGGAAGGGUUUGGCGGCGAGGUGAAGAUUGAGGAAGAGAGUGACGUGUUGGUGCUCACCAAUGACAACUUCCUGCAUGUGGUUGGCCCCAAGACGGCCAUUCUGGUGGAGUUCUAUGCACCAUGGUGUGGGCACUGCAAGCGGCUGGAGCCAGAGUAUGCUGCGGCGGCCAAGGAGCUGAAGGAGGAGGACAUCAGGAUAGCUAAGGUAGAUGCCACAGUGGAGGAAGAACUGGCUAAGAAGUAUGACGUGAGUGGCUACCCAACUCUCAAGCUCUUCAAGAAAGGCCAGUUUGUGGAGGACUACAGAGGUGCCAGGACUGCAGGAGCUCUUGUUGAGUACAUGCGCAUGCACGCUGACCCUAACUACACUCCCCCACCCUCCGAAGUUGUGGUCCUUUCUGCUGCAAACUUUUCCAAAGUUCUGGAGUCGAAGGAAGUCGUUCUAGUUGAUUUCUAUGUGACAGGUUGCCGCCACUGUCAGGCUCUUGAGCCAGACUUUGAAGGAGCGGCGCGGGACCUGAAGGAGGAGGGCGUCACUCUGGCCAAGGUCAACGCACAGGUGGAGAGCGAUCUCUCCAAGGAAUAUGACAUCAAAGGAUACCCAACACUUAUAGUGUUCCGCAAAGGGAGACAGUUCGAGUACAAAGGUAGACGUGAUCAGGAGGGCAUUGUAGAGUACAUGAAGGAGCAGGUCAAGCUGCCAUCCAGAGAGGUCACCACAGUGCUGGAAACGAGUAACAAUUUUGCCAGGACUGAUGCCAACAUCAUUGGAUACUUCCCCGAGAAGAAUGAUAUGUUUGAGGAGUAUGUUGCAACAGCCAAUGAGCUGAGAGGAAAGCUGCCAUUCUUCCACACAUUUGAUAGUGGUGUUGCCAGUCACCUGAAAUUGAAGGAGAACACUAUCACUGUCAUUAUGCCAGAGAUAUAUCACUCUAAAUAUGAGGAAAAGGUCUUCAGGUAUACUAAGGCCACAGGGACAUACAAAGAGAUGGCUCCCUGGAUCACCAAGAAGAGUGUUCCUCUAGUGGGCCAGCUCACCAAGGAGAACCAAGCCUUCAAGUAUGAGAAGAGACCACUCAUAGUUGUAUACUAUGAUGUCAACUUCUCACACCAGUACAUCAAAGAUACACAGUUCAUCCGUAACAAGAUCCUCCCUGUGGCAGACAAGUACAGAGACAUUACUUUUGCUAUUGCCAAUGAGGAACAGUUUGAAGAUGAAAUCAAGAGCUUAGGAUUGGAAGACUCUGGAGAAAAUGUUAAUGUGGGUGCUUUCUCUGCCAAAUUCAAGUAUCCAAUGGAACCUGAGGAGGACUUCAGUACUGAUGUGUUGGAGGAGUUUGUUAAGCAGUACAAGAAAGGCAAGGUGCAGCCCUAUCUGAAAUCCCAGCCAGUGCCUAAGAGACAGGACGGCCCAGUGAAGGUACUUGUUGCUCGGAACUUUGAGGAUGAGGUGAUGAAGACGGAGAAAGAUGUCUUGGUGGAGUUCUAUGCCCCGUGGUGUGGCCACUGCAAGAGCCUGGAGCCCGUGUACAAGAAAUUGGCCAAGCAACUCGCCAAGUCCAACCCAGAUGUGGUAGUGGCCAAGAUGGAUGCCACAGCCAAUGAUGUUCAUCCAAGCUUCAAGGUGGAUGGUUUCCCCACCCUUUACUUUGUCAAGGCUGACCAGAAGGAUAACCCCAUUGCAUUCAGUGGUGAUCGCUCCCUGAAGUCUCUUAAGGAGUUUGUCAGCCAAGAGUCCUCAAGCAAAGGAGACAAGACAGCUAAGGAUGAGCUUUAGUACAUUAAGAGCCAAGAUUGGAUGGUAUGGUGUAGUUUAGCAAGUGUAGUUGCUGUAGUAGUAGCACUAGCAGUAGCAGCUGUAGUGUAGCAAAAUCUUGGUGCAGUUCCUGUGAAAUUUAGGGGUUUUUGUUUUCUUGUUCUUGCACAGUUGAAACAUGACAGUUAGGUUGCUCUUAGGGUUUUAAUUUUUUGUUUACUUUUUUUACUGCUUUCUUCGUUUUCAUUGCUUUUCUCUAGUUUUUUAUUGCUUCAUUCACUGCAUUGUUAUUGAGUGAGUUGUGCAGGACAUCCCCUACAGGAGCUUGUCAUCACAUUGAUCUGAGUCAGUACUUAGUAUAACAUAUAGGGUUGGUUUGGUCUACACAAUAUUUGUGUAGUGACACUGUCAAAGUUGUGACUUAGAGUAGCAAUGCUCAUGUCAUAAGUAUGUGCACUGUGCAGUAGACACUCUGUAAUCAGAUCAGUGGAGGGAAGUCCAACUAAAAUGUCUAAAGAUCUUGGACAACUGAAAUGUAAAAACUUGCUGCAUGACCAUGGCUCUGUUGAUAUUGGUAAUACUGUAUUGCAUCAGUGUUCAAGAAAUCUUACUGUACAACUGUACAGUUCUUAAAAUUUUCACUUACAUUGUUUUGGGAAGCAAAGCAUAGACUUGAUAAAUUGUUGUUAGAAUGCUUUGCUUUAGAUUUCUAUAAAAAUUCAGUUAAAAAUGUGAUGGACAGUGAUGUGUAUCCAGGGUCCUGCAAAUAUCUAUAUGAAUAUUUGAUAUAGAGUGUUUAUUGUACAUAACUGGUGGUAUGUGAGGAUUUGCCAGGUUGUGUAGUGUGGCAGCACUAGUUGCUGUUCAGACUUGCCAGGUUGUGUAGUGUGGCAGCACUAGUUGCUGUUCAGACCAUGAGUGUUGCAGUACCAGUGAGUCCUGUGCUUGAUAACAUAGGCUAUGUUAGGUACUGGCUGCCAUAUCUAAUGCCACAUAUUCCAUUCAUAUAUAACAUUAUAAUAAUGCAUUCCCAAUUUCUUAAUAUUCAUGUGGAGUAUGGUGAUUUUCUAAUUUUCUAAAAAUAAAACCUCUUGCAUA
Molecule: messenger RNA, 3075 nt
Organism: Portunus trituberculatus (swimming crab)
Lineage: Eukaryota; Metazoa; Arthropoda; Malacostraca; Decapoda; Portunidae
Product: protein disulfide-isomerase A4-like
Exons: 12
Coding region: 124-1998 (624 amino acids)
Biological process (GO): response to endoplasmic reticulum stress; protein folding
Cellular component (GO): endoplasmic reticulum; cell surface
Molecular function (GO): protein disulfide isomerase activity
Source: RefSeq, a predicted model, not a curated record